AGUGUCACUUAUUAGUGUAGUGCUCUACACUCUACUCACUAUCCAUUCCAACAUACGAUUCACUUUCAUUCUGGCCUUUGCUAAAAAGUGUAUCUCUCUUCAAUUUUUUCAUCAAUAUAUUACAAACCAUCAACUACCAAACCAAGAAUAUUAAGUAUCAAAGGAUAUUUGCGGUUUGCAUACAUAUCAUCACAGCAGUUGACAUAUCUACGCAAUUGGAAGUAUUUUUCAUCGACAUAAGAAGAACCAUCCUAUUGCUAUACAAACAUUUGAACUACAGAUUCUAAUAAUAACAUUAUCAUUUUUGAGAUUGUUGUGAUACUUUUCAAUCAUGUUAACUAAUCAAUUUUUCGCUUAUUUCAUUUUUACUUUUUUGGUGUUGGUAGAUAUAUCUUACUGUCUUAAUGAUUUUAGAUGUCCUAGACAAAUACUUGGUAUUUUUGCAGUAGAUGAGUCAAAUUAUUGGAAAGCUGAGAAUAUACCUUAUGAAGGAUCUAUAGGAGAUAGUACACCAAGUAGAUUUUGGGCACCAAAUCAGAUAUUUUUAGAACGAACCAGGCCUGGUGUCACUACUAAUAGAGUUAUUGUGUCCUGCGUUCAAAUUACACCGGAAGUUCUUGCUAAAAGUAACAGAAGACGCGACGGACACAAUUUUAUCCCGGCAAGAAUCUUUAGCGAAAUCAUCAACGGUGUGACAUAUAAAGACCACGCGGGACAUAUUAUAGCCCAUAAAUUGGGUGGUUCUUAUCAUGAUCAGAAUAUUAUAUCACAGAACCCUAAUUGUAAUAACGGUUAUUGGAGUCAUCACGUUGAAGGUAUUAUUGAUGUGUCUGCCAAUUACGCGGGUAAAGAAAUAUAUUACGGCGUUAAGGCGACAUAUGCCAUGAAUGAUAAAAAUGAUUUUCCCACUAGACCAGUGAAACUCGAAUCGAAAAUAUUUAUUAAAGAAGGGAAUUUGUUUAAACUCAUAGGUUCUUCAGUUGUAAAAAAUCCUCCUCCCUCAAACCCUUGUAAAAUUAUUUGUAACGAUUUUUUUCCGGUUGAUUUAAAAUAUUUAGAUGACCCGCAAAAACAAUGUAAACGGCAAUCAGAUCAGUCUGGAAAAUGUUGGGCUUCAUGUUGAGUAAUAAACAAAUACAUUGUGCCAUUAUUUAAGAUACCUAUAAUAUAUAAUUGUUAUCAUUGUUAUAAUUGUUUUAAAAUAUUCUGGUAUAUUAUAAUACAAUUGUAAUUAACAAUAUAUACACAUUAUACAAUAUAGAUACAUACAUUUGCAUAUAAAUCUACUCCCCAGUCAUAUUGAUAUUACAGGUGAGGAAGUUGGUGAAAUGGUUUGAAAAUUAUAUUUUUCGAAAACCACCUAUUAAGUUGGAAUUAUGUACAUGUUAGUGGACUGAUUUUAAAAUUUAAAAUAAUAAAUAUUAAAUUUUUACACCAAUUAUAUGUAUGAUUUUAAAGAUUAUUUUUUGGAAGUCGAUUACCUAGACUUGCUUACAUCGAUCAUAAACAUAAUUUUAUGUACGUGUGAUCCAGUACACGCAGAAGAAAAUACGACAAAAAAAAAAAAUAAAAAUAAAAAAUUUUAGUUAAAGUUAAGAUUUUGAAUAGUUUUGAUAUUUUAAAUUGUAUUGAAGAAAAAUAUAUUUUUGUUGUACUUUUCUAUUUAACAUGCCACAUUAUAUUGCGUUCUUAGGUAUAAU
Molecule: messenger RNA, 1700 nt
Organism: Rhopalosiphum maidis (corn leaf aphid)
Lineage: Eukaryota; Metazoa; Arthropoda; Insecta; Hemiptera; Aphididae
Exons: 2
Coding region: 332-1123 (263 amino acids)
Source: RefSeq, a predicted model, not a curated record